Molecule: messenger RNA, 5101 nt
Organism: Mytilus californianus (California mussel)
Lineage: Eukaryota; Metazoa; Mollusca; Bivalvia; Mytilida; Mytilidae
Exons: 12
Coding region: 2362-3645 (427 amino acids)
Source: RefSeq, a predicted model, not a curated record
GUCAGUGUUUAUUGAGUUCACAAUGGAGUUAAUUCGAAUUUUCUUGAUAGUUAGUGUUGAUUUGUAUUGUGCGAUGCUUGCGAAUGGAAAGCCAGAUCCACCAACAGAUGUUCGAAUAGAUAUAAUUGAUAAUACUGCUAAAGUCUCAUGGAUAAUACCUUUCAACCAAGGGGUAAUGUAUUCUCGGAUUUAUCUUAACAGUUCAAAAGAAGGCGACAUGUUUUUAGAUGAAAGAAAAAAAGAAAAAGAUAUACCAUUUCCAGAUUCCAGCUUUGAGAUCGCAAAUUUAAAGAUGUGUUCAGAGUAUUAUGUCAGAAUACAAUCUAUAAGUGGAUCAAAAAAUUCAGAAUUCACCACACAAACGUUUUGGAUGACAAACACCACAUUUACUGCUGAAAUUGACGAAAAUGUUACUUUAUCAUGGAGGACCAGUUUGACCUAUUUAUAUGUAGUUAUGGGGCCCACGGGAUUCACCUUAUUUGAGGUACAUUUUGACAUGUUAAUGUCUAAUGUGGCUGAAGCAAAAUACAAAUUUGACGUCACGACACAGGAUGUAAACACCAUCAACAUUACCGUUAUCAAUGUGAAGAAGACAGAUGCUGGGCUAUACCAAUCAAUCGAUAGAUAUAGGAAUAAUAAAGUUAAUGGAUGCUGUGUUUUAGUUGUAACAACGAAACCAAUGAAUCCAAUUUUAACCAUUGAUCCCGAGCAGCCAUUCGUCAACAAUAACAUUUCCUUAUCUUGUAAUUCAAUGGUUCAACGGUGGCCUAGAAACAUACCAUCAAAACUGUCAUAUCAGUAUUUUGGAACUACAAGAGGAGAUACCGACAACAAUAAGCUAAUAUUACAAUCACUUACAAAGUCAGAUAAAGGAAUAAACAUAUCAUGUCAGGCAACUGAUGAUCUUGGAAAUGUAUCUAACAUGAGUAAAAGUAUUAGUUUGGAUCCUUAUUGUACGUAUAAUAUAGUUGUAUAAAUAUUCAAUGUCAACUGUAGUGUGGUAGAAAUUAGUGUCAUUUCCAUGCUUCAGGUAUGGUUUAUACUUUAUUUGGCCUUUUUUAGUUUUUUGAUUCGAGCGUCACGUAUGAGUCUUUUGUAGAAGCAACGCGUUUCUGGGGUUCAAAAUUUUAAGCCUGAUAUUUAUGAUGAGUUUAUUCAUAAAUGUGUGGUAUAUGCUACAAGAAAAAUCUAUUACUCAUUUAAAAAAGGCUCUUAACAUAGUAUUUUUAUAACAGAAGUUUGUCUGGCAACCAACAUAAAUUUGCAAAAAAUGUCAAAUGCUGAAAAGUAAUAUUGUCUUUUGUUAAAGCUAACAAAUUUUGAAACAUAAUACCAGUACAAUAAUACUGAUAAUGAAUACUUCCAAAAAAUUGUGAAAUCUUAAUUAUUGCAAACAUGAAUCAACAUGGUUGUUUUGCUGUAAUGUCAUAUGUAUAUUACAUUUUAUCCGUUACUAUGACAUGUACCUUACGUUCUAAGGUAUUUAUAUAGCACACUAACUAAAUAGUUUACUAGUGGAGUAUGAACAUCUUACCUUUCAGGAGCACCAGCCGAUUUAUAAUGCAGGUUUUGUUGAUCGCUGUGUAUUUUUUUUUUGUUACGGCAAUCACCUUUAAAUUGUAGCCAACAAAAGACACAGAUCAAUAAUAAAAUUUAACAAGAUUUAUUAUACACAAGUUUACAAGAAGUAGUACACAAUUUGUCAAAUAGAAGUGUCAACUUAACUGUCAAAAUAUAUGUCCGAUCCUUUUGUCUUUUCUUUAUCCGGAAUUCUUCUCUUCACUGUUGUCGGAAUCAAACAGAAUGUUACGUCCAAUAAGUCACAAUCUAGUAUGAUGUAGUUAACGUAAAUAAAAGUGUCAAUCCAACAUCUGAGAACACAAGAAUGUCAAUGUCUGAUCUGCAAUUUCGAUAUCUGUAUAUAUAGUUAUCACGGAAACUUCUAGAACACUGUAGAAAGGAAACCCCUAGAAAACUAUAGAACGGAAACUUCUAGAACAAUUCAGAAAUUUAGAUUACGCAUCUUUUAUUAUGAUCAUUCUGGAAUCGUCAUGUAAGUAAAAUACAAAGUUCUAAUCGUUCUAUCAGUAUAUAUGAUUGUUCUAGUGAUUUAUAAACUACACAGUUACACUAUUUUUUUAUUAUUAUAAAUAGUAUGUAAACAUAUUACAAGACCACACAAAACAAAUUAGGCCAACUAAAUAAAUAUGAUAUAUAAAUAUCAUAACACUUGAUAAAAUAAUUUGAGAACGUUUGUUAGCCUUUUACUUUUAUUACCUAUGGUGUUAGCUGUCCUGCAUCUGCUUCAAUUAUGAGUUGUCAUUUAUUCCUUGGUAUAAUCUUGUUAAUUUUUUUCAUUGAAUGAUUAUUUUAUGGUUUUUACUUAAAAUAACAAUAUGCUAUUUAACUGAUAUAGAUGGUCCUGACAUAGUUGUGCUGAAACCUGAAUACACGGCUAUCAAUGUUACAGAAGGAACUAUACUAGGCCCUAUACAUUGCACUGCCGAUUGUAAUCCGAAAUGUAUAUUCAAUUGGAUAUUUAGCACAUCAAGACAUUUUGAACUCGUCCAUUCAUAUCAGAUUCUAACUGUAGCUGACAUAAAGAAGAAUCAGACUGGGACCUACUGUUGCAGUAUUGUUCAUCCUUAUGACAUAAAAAUUAUGAGAAGAAUAGAUCUAGUAGUAAAUGUACAGUAUUCCCCCAAAAUUAUAGAACUUUGGCUAAGUGAUAAAAACGAACCUUAUGAAUGGAGUAACGGUACAAUCCAUAGUGUCAGUGAAGACGUAAAUCUCAAGAUAACAUUGAGUAUUGAAAGUAAUCCAGAUCCGCAAAUAGUAUUAAGCUCGUCUUUGAUGAAGUUUCCACCAUUACGUUAUACGAAAAGAGGUAUUGAGUUUUUAUCAGAACUCCCUUCUCUUAAAUGUGAAGAUUCAGGAAACUUUACUAUACAGGCUAUCAAUGGAAUUAAAUAUGGAGAUACUAGAACAGUAAACUUAAUGAUAUAUUGUAAACCUCGGAAUGUCAUAGCAGACGUCAAGACAAUAAAAACAAAAGUUAACAAAACUGAAAAUAUAGUAAUGCAGACAGUUUCAUUCCCUAAGCCAACUGUACUUUGGGCUCGUACGACUGGAUUCGUCUGGAUGGUUCAAAAAGAUAGAUAUGAUUACAGAUAUAGAAUGUAUUCUUCUAUACAUAUUAAGUCGGAAGAUGACUUUGGCGAAUAUGGAAUACAUGUAUGCAAUAGAUUCGGAUGUAUUGUAGAAAUUAUCACUAUAGCAUAUGAAGAUGAUGCUGGAACAGCCAAAAACGAAGACCAAGGAAUGUUUGCAGCGGGAAUAACAACUUUAAUAUUUGGUUUGAUAGCCUUAAUUCCUGGAACAUUUUUCGCUAUUCGCAAGUGUUUGAAAACCAUGAAAAAAAUAUCAGUUCAAUCUGAUGAAUAUACUGAUGUGACGAGAAGAAAUCCAGCAUUUUCAGAUCAAUAUUCUAGCUUGCAGCCUCAAUCAGAAUCAAGACCUCUUCAAGAGCCCAGUAAUGAUACAUAUGAAGAAUGUGGAAUAACACCUGAGUCGGAUGUCUAUCAAAAUAUUGAAGAGGGAUCGGGAAAAGAGAAAAAAAAACACCAACCAGAUGAUGAGUGCUGAAAUGAAGAUUUAGCCGUUCGCUAAGGAUAUUGAUUUCAGUUUUGAUAUAUACUUCUGUAAUCAGUUAAACAAUAUGUUAUUUAAUGAUCUGUGUCCUUCCAGGUGAAUGGUAUACUAUUCUGUGUGUUAUUUAGGUAUCUGAUAUUUUAGAUAUGAUGUUAAAAGAUACAUCAAAAGACAAAAAAAGAAAAUCGGAAAUGGGAUAAUGGCAAAAGAAAUUGAUCUUCCGCGGACAUAUUUGGAUAGUUAUUUUAACGCUUCCUUGUAAUAAAUUUAUUUCGUGAAAAGGUGACUGACAUUUCUCUGCGUUUACCGAACUUUUUCCUUUAUCUUCAUGCAAAGUCAAAUUCAAAAUGAAUUUCUUCAAUUUUAAAUGAAAUCAAAAUCAUCAAAAAGACACAAGCAUAUAUUUAAUUUUUGGAUGAUACCCUGCAUGAACAUUUUCAUAUGGAGGAAAGGCAAACAACAUUAGUUUGGUCAUGUACCUUCUACAAAAAUUGGGACGUCCACUAAAUUAGGUACAACAUUUCAUCAUUCGUUUGUGAUCGUGUGAUGAAUUCCAAACUAAAGGUUUUACAGUAUAUUCAUUCAGAUGACACCAAUACCACUAGUUUUGAUGGCUUAAACAUUUUGCUUGUUAUUUCAUCUUUUUGAUUUGGUUACUGGUUGUUAUAUGAAUUUCUAUUUAUCUUCAUUGUCUUGUCAAUCGCCAUGCUUGUUUUACAAUAGUACUUAGACAUGUACUAAAUUUCUACACUAAUAUGAGUAUCUGUCUUAGAUGAAUAUUUAUUUUAUUUAAUGAAAAUAAUGUAUGUACAUUUGUAAGUAAGGUUAAAAAUAUAGUAGAUAUAUGUGACUUCCAAAAUUUGGAAUAAUUAAAGUAAUUUAAAAGACAAAUUGAAUACAAGCUUAAGUUCUUUACAACUGUUUUUUUUUAAAUCAAAUUACUCACAAAAACAUGUGUAAAAGUCCCCAACAACGUGUACAGUAAGGAACACAUUUUUGAAGGAAGAAUUGAAAUUUGAAGUAUAUUAAGAGAUCUUGAAUCUGCAUGCAAAUACUAUUUGAUGGAGAUUUAGAUCUAGAAUUACAUACCAUAGACCCCCAAUAGAAAAAGGGAGAUUUCAUAACGUUGAUAGAAAUGAUAAAACAUUUCAUCUACGGAUUUGAGACGAAUUCCAUUAUCUAGUAGUAUUUUAGCGACAGUAGGAAAUAGUUAUCGGAGAUAUGAAAUACUAAUUGGCACAUACAAUCAUAUAAUUACAUAAUGCGCCAGUAAAACAAAACUCGUAAGUAUAAAGAUUAUGUUAGUCUAUCAAAUACGAGUCGGUUCUGUUGGUUAAACUGUAACUUGUAUUGAAACCACUGUAAUGUAUGUACAUGUUUGUACAUAAAUCACAUUUUUGUAAAUGUGCUGCUACCCUCUGUACAUUUGUAUCUUCAAUGGAAAUAAAGU